Molecule: messenger RNA, 3551 nt
Organism: Cinclus cinclus
Lineage: Eukaryota; Metazoa; Chordata; Aves; Passeriformes; Cinclidae
Gene: PPTC7
Product: protein phosphatase targeting COQ7
Exons: 6
Coding region: 227-1120 (297 amino acids)
Source: RefSeq, a predicted model, not a curated record
GCGCUGCCGGUGAGCCCGGCCGUGAGGGGCAGCGAGGGCGGGUGAACCGCAGCCGCAGCCGGAGGGACGCGGGUCCGCGGAGCGCAGGGCUCGGAGCGGCGGCGGCGCGGGCCGGCGGGCAGGGGAAGGAAGGCUGGCGCCCUGCGGCGGGCGCUCGGCGGGCAGGAGGCGGCUGCGCCGGUGGCUCCCCGCGUUCCUGGCGCUCGGCUGCUGGGCGCCCCACGCCAUGUUCUCGGUGCUCUCCUACGGCAGGCUGGUGGCGCGGGCGGUCCUGGGCGGCCUCUCGCAGACAGACUCCCGCGACUACAGCCUGGUGACGGCCAGCUGUGGCUUCGGCAAAGAUUUCCGCAAGGGCAUCCUCAAGAAAGGCAUGUGCUACGGGGAUGACGCCUGUUUCGUGGCGCGGCACCGCACCGCUGAUGUACUGGGGGUGGCAGAUGGUGUUGGUGGCUGGAGAGACUACGGGGUUGACCCUUCUCAGUUCUCAGGGACUCUCAUGCGCACGUGUGAACGUUUGGUGAAAGAAGGACGGUUUGUUCCAAGCAAUCCUGUUGGAAUUCUCACUGCAGGCUAUUGUGAGCUGCUGCAGAACAAAGUACCUUUGCUUGGGAGCAGCACAGCUUGUAUAGUAGUCCUGGACAGAUCAAGUCAUCGUUUACAUACAGCAAACUUGGGAGAUUCUGGAUUUUUGGUAGUCAGAGGUGGAGAAGUCGUCCAUCGAUCCGACGAGCAGCAGCAUUACUUCAACACUCCCUUCCAACUAUCAAUAGCUCCACCAGAAGCAGAAGGAGUUGUCUUAAGUGACAGCCCCGAGGCUGCUGACAGCACGUCCUUCGAUGUCCAGCUUGGGGACAUCAUCCUGACUGCCACUGAUGGACUGUUUGACAACAUGCCUGACUACAUGAUCCUGCAGGAGUUGAAAAAGCUGAAGAACUCCAACUACGAGAGCAUCCAGCAGACUGCACGGAGCAUUGCUGAGCAAGCCCACGAGCUGGCCUAUGACCCCACAUACAUGUCACCCUUUGCACAGUUCGCCUGUGACAACGGAUUGAAUGUCAGAGGGGGGAAGCCAGACGACAUCACCGUCCUUCUUUCCAUCGUAGCCGAGUACACAGACUGAGGUGCUGGCGCUGUCCGAGCUCCCCGGCUGCCCCGGCCGGUUUCCUGCUGGCAGGAUCAGGAUUGUUCCUUCCUUCCUUCCUUCCUUGCCAGCUGCUCCGGGCAGCCGGCCCUGAGCCCGGAGCCUGGCCCGAGACACGGCUGAGGCCCUUGCUAAGAACCACUCGUAGUCCACUGGUCUUGCUCUGCCAGCCAGAGAUGGAGAAGCUCAAGGCUUGGAGCUUGUCUUUGAGAGCUUAGUCCUUGUCCGGAACAGGGGAGGAUCCAUCCCACAGCGUUGCUGCGUUGGAGAUGUGACUUGCGAGGAGUAGAGUUGGUUGAUCACCUUUCAGACUAGAUCAGUAGGUAACACCUCUGCACGAGGGCAUAUUCUUCUAUUUCCUAGGAACGUUCGCUGUUGUUGAGGGUGUGUUACAGACCCAGUUCCAUAAAGCAUAGUCUUGUUCCAGUGAUAGCCGAGGUUUCGUGUUUCUGAGCUCCGGUUUUCAGGAGAUUGAUAACUGCUGUAAACAUUCUGCUCUUGCCAUCCAUGGUGUCAGCCUUAGGAGCCUUUUCUAGUACGAGAUUUCAAACAAACCUAGUUCAAGCUAUAUGGAUGCAAAUGUGUUUUGUGAUUUCAGGUGCUUAACUGUGAUCUUAAAAAGUUCUGCAGAUCAUUCGUCCAUAAUGGGCCUGGUUCUGGAUGUAUUGGCUGUGGAUUAUUAUUUUUUUUAAAAACAAAAAUUCUAGCUCAGUCUCAAACAGCCGAGCUGGCCACAGUUGAGGUCUUUCAGUGUUUGAACCCAUCUCAGUGUGGGAUGAUGGUAAAUGCUACGGUGGGAGGUUGCACAGAACAGCUCAUCCUCAACUCCGAGCGUCUUCACUUUGGGUAGAUAAUUCUGUUGUUGAUACAAAACAUAAUUUGUGUUAAUAAUUGCCACUCUUGCUUGUAGAACACAAUAUGCUGCACCAGUUUAAGCCCAGUUGAUCCUUUCUGACUCAAGCAGGCACCUCUUCGCUUCUGCUGCGGCGGCGGCAGCGAGUACGAAAAUGGAAACUUAAUGAAUAAUCAGCAAAGCUUACAUUUCAUUUUAACUAAAGUUUAGGGGUUUCAAUGAUCCUUAAUGAUGUUUACAGUUAUCUAACAGCCACUUUGCAAUAUGACAUUUCCUUUUCAAUAACAGUAGCUCACGUUUGUCCCCCCCUUUUCCAGUCAGCUUUCCUUUUCCUUUCCUGAUGCUCAUAUGAAAGCUGAGAGCUGUAAAGAUAUAUAUAUUUUGGGUCAGUUUUUCAUUAACUUUUUUGCUGGUAGAGAAGUAUGUAGAAAUAAAUUAAAGCCAUGUUUUUAUAUAUAUAAAAAGUCGGGUAAUGUUGCUGUUUAGGUGAGUGCAGUUAAACUUGGUCAGUAAGGAAUCUUACCUGCUCUCAAGAGGAGAUUUUUACUACCUGGUUUAUUGUAUUAAAACUGUUUAAGUUUGAGGUUACCUCAACUUGUUUAAAGAAUUUUUGUGGACUUGUACUGUAUAUUUGCGUAACUAUGUCAAGCUUUUAUUUAAGGUCAUUUAACAUGUACCAUGUACAUGUCAUUUUACUAUAUUUCAGUGCAUCAUGCUUGUAACAGGCAUUUCAUUUAUAAUAAGUGAUUAAUUUGGGAGCUCUUCAGUAAUUUAUCUGCUAUUCCUCAAUUGGCAUAAUGUUAGAUAUCUACUUUAAAUCACCUUGUAAUUACUCGUCAAAAUGCCUUAACUACCCUAACUUGACCAAAAUAGGAUUUUGGUGAGGGUAUGGGGAGGAUUAUAUUAAUGAAGAAAAAUUAAUUAGUUUUGUGACACACGAACAGUGAGUGGUGGAGAACUUUGCACAACCUGUCAGUCCUUGUUGUUUUUAACCUGAACAAGCUGUCUCUGGCUGUCUUGGAGGAAUGUAUUCACAUGCAGAACAGGGCUUUGUUUCUUGUUUGGGAGGGGCCUUUCUCUCCCGACUCUGGGUGUCUUUACAUUUAUCCAGUAUUUACUCACACGCUUCUGGAUUAGAGCAGGUUUGAUCAAUUCUUCUUUCCCUUUGCCCUUCCCUUCAGGUGACGCCCCCGUGGCUCCGGGUUGUUCUCUGCUCUCAGCACAGUCCCCAGCCCUCCCUCUUCCCCUUCCCGGCUUUCCAGACCUUUCCAUGGGGACGUGUGUGGGUCAGAGGGUCUGGAAUUCCCGAAUUCCUGCUCCCCCCGGGGCCGGGCGUGCUCCCUGUCUGUAUCCACAAAGCCGUUUGCCUCAUAUCACACCAUGAGCUGGUUUUUUUUGUUUGUUUUUUUUUUCUUAAAUAAAGAACAAAUUUGGGUUUUGAUUUACAAAUCAUGAGUUUUUCCCUCACCGGGCACACCAAAGACCAGUAAAGCUUUUAGCUUUUCCAUCUGUUUAUAAAGCAAUACUGUAUUAUAAAGAAUUGAUAUUUUUAUCACA